AUGCCUCCCAUCAAAGGGCAAUCAGUUGUGGUCAUCGGUGGAUCCUCUGGCAUAGGUGCCGCAGCAGCUAAGCUGGCCUGUAUCGAAGGUCUCAAGGUGGCUGUCGCCUCGUCCAACCGGAGCCGUGUUGACGAGGCCGUCAGGAAGAUACAGGACGCAGUGCCUGACGCCAAUAUCACCGGUUACACUGUCGACAUAAGUGGACUUGACGUAGAGUCAAAUUUAGAGAAGCUGUUCAUCGAGGUAGCGGAGGCCAAUGGCGGGAACAUCGACCACAUCAUCCUGACCGCUGGCCUCGCCAACGUCAAGCCCAUCUCUGAAUACACAGUCGAGUAUUUCAGGGAAACCGCUCCACUCCGCCUGGCUGCCCCUGUGCUCAUUGCGAAGCUAGCCCCGCGCUUCCUGGCGCGGCAUUGGACGUCCUCUAUAAUCUUCACUGGCGGAGAGGUCGGUCAAAAGCCCGUCAAGGGGUACGCCGUCGGCGCCGGAUGGGCGGCCUCGCUCUACGGGACCGUCCGCGCCUUAGCACUCGAGAUGUCGCCGAUACGCGUCAAUGCAGUCAGCCCUGGCGCGACCGCUACAGAGCUUUGGGGCCCUCCUGGAGAGGCCCGAGAGAAGCUAGAAGCUUUUGUCUCCGCAAAGGCGCUGCUUGGCAAGCCUGGUCAGCCGGAAGAGGUCGGUGAGGCUUACAUUUAUUUGAUGAAAGACACCAACAACACCGGGAGCGUGAUCAGCUCCAGUGGGGGUUCUCUGCUUCAGUAA
Molecule: messenger RNA, 762 nt
Organism: Diaporthe batatas
Lineage: Eukaryota; Fungi; Ascomycota; Sordariomycetes; Diaporthales; Diaporthaceae
Exons: 2
Coding region: 1-762 (253 amino acids)
Molecular function (GO): oxidoreductase activity
Source: RefSeq, a predicted model, not a curated record